This is a messenger RNA of Metarhizium album ARSEF 1941, 1737 nucleotides long. RefSeq lists its product as uncharacterized. The coding region runs from base 1 to 1737 and encodes 578 amino acids. The record is from RefSeq and is a predicted model, not a curated record. Lineage: Eukaryota; Fungi; Ascomycota; Sordariomycetes; Hypocreales; Clavicipitaceae. Gene Ontology annotation, molecular function: chromatin binding; transcription corepressor activity; phosphatase inhibitor activity. The transcript has a single exon. Gene Ontology annotation, biological process: negative regulation of transcription by RNA polymerase II; negative regulation of phosphatase activity.
AUGUCGGGCGUCAACGACAGCCCUCCAGACCUUGAGAAGCACCGCCUACAGCUCGAAGAAAAUAUCAGUCGGCUGACACGAGCCUUGCGGCAUUGGCAAACUUGGGAUGCCGAAUACGAGGCUCUGAAGGAAGAGAUCGAAGCUGUUGGGGAACCAUGCAGUCCCGACGAACUACGCCGCGUCCACGAUGAGUUUGAUGGUGAGCUGUUGGUCGGCAAGGAGAUUGGUGAGGUGUUUGGUGUUCAUGAGUUGAAGCCUAGAAAUCAGAUUAUCAACGUGUUGCAACGGCGCAUCGACUACGUCGGGAAGAAUGUUGUGAGCCUGGAGAAGCAGUUGGAAGCAGCGGAAAACAAGUACGCGGCUGCUACGGCUGGAAGUCAGCUUGAUGCUGUAGAUGAGGCUGGGCAGCCCAUCACCGAAAUUAUUGAGGAACUGGACGAUGAGGACAAUGUCGUUUCAUAUCGACUCAACAACCCUGGAGCGGCUCUACCCAAGGUCAAGGAAGCCUUGGAAAGGGCGGGGGUUGACGACCUCGAAUACCAGACGCCGGAAGCAGAAGAGAAAUCAGGAAUCUCAGCAAAAGAGCCCAACGAAGUGUCGUUGAAACCGAAACCCGCAGCUCCAAGACAACCCACCCUUUCGGGAACACCUCCAGCGCCGCCAGUCAAGAAGAGUGUGUCAUUCUCAGAAGACGUCAAGGCUGCAAAUCCGCUGCCGGAAAUGUCAGUAAGAGCGAAGCGCGUAGACCGGAUAAUGAGAACUGCCAAGGAACAAGAAAGCAUCAGCCAUGAAACGGCCAUCAUCCCAGAGGAUGAGGAUCCUGAUGAUGCGGCUCUUCGACAACAAAUGUUGCAAUAUGGCAUGGGCGAAGUCGGGGCCGUGGUGGCCGAGUUGGAGCUUGAAGAAGUCGACUCGGAUGACGACAGUGGCUUCGACUACGGCGAUGAUGAUUUUGAUGAUGACGACAGUGAGGAAGACAGAUUUGGGCGGUCCACCGGGGGGAUUGUGACUGAUAAAUACCGUCAGCGGAUGCUCGAAUUGGAACAGAAACUGGGUAUCAAAUCUCGUUUCACCGAGCAAGCGGAGCAGACAGCCCAGGAUGAAAGGCCAAACGACGACACGGAAGGGAUUGGCCGCAUCGUCGUCAAACGAGAACCCGACACCACACCAUCCGCAUCGAAAUGCGCGCCUCCGAGAUCUCACAAGGGGGGGGAGGGCGUGCGAUUUGCACAGACCCUUGAUAUCGCUCCAGAAAACAAACCACCAGCGUCAAAGCCAGCGAGAGAAGCCGCGGGCGUUGAACCUCUAAGCGAUGUUGUUGAGCGAACAACUCCCACAAAGACGCCCGAGACGAAGGCGACUCGGAAACCGUCGAGAUUCAAAAAGGCCAGAGGUGAAAAUGUUUCAUGUGACGCGAUUCCGAAAGGACCCUUUGACGUUCCCUCUAGAUUUCUACAGCAGGAGCCUCGAGUUGUCCCCACCGGGCCAGAGGGUUCAACCAUGGCCGACAAGUUGAUUGAGCGGGACACACCGACCAGUGUUACUGCGCCUGACGAGCUCGAUGACUCCAUGGCACACCAAGAAGUCGCCGAUGAGUAUCAGCGAAUGCGGAGAAAGUUCAUCCAUCGUGAUGGCGGCUUCUUGAAAGCGGACGAGUCGAUCAUCCAGCCGCUUGAUGAAGCCGACGGCGGAGAACCCAUCAGUCGCUUCAAGGCUGCCCGUCUUUCAAAACAAUAA